UGUACCUUAUCCUCUGGCAACCCAAAGGGCCCUAUCUAUCACGUGAUUCAGCAGCUUCCUAGCAGCUUCGAUCACGUGUGUAUACCUUCCUAUUUCGGUCUACCCCCAAACGACCAGUGAGUGACGCGAUCCCAACCGCCCGCAUUCGUCUUAGAGCUCUUGCAGCUAAGGUCCCUGCAGCAGAAGCUCCUAGUACUACUAAUCUUAGAGCUCAGCCUCUCCUGUCUUUGUUGAAUAGCACUUACAUGCUACAUUGUCGGUUCCCUUCCCAAUUGCAGUUAUUUUCCUCGCAUUGUUUGGACCAUGCCUUUGAAUCUAGCUCGCCGUGGAGGAGGCCUCCUCCGGAGCCUGCAUCUUAGCGAUGCGUUCUCUCGUCCUAUCCGUGUAGCUGUUGCCCAGAGCCAUGUGAGACGCAUUUCUUUGAUUACGCGCGGUCAGACUUUACGCCCAAUUUCCAGGGUACUUCCGUCGACCAGCGUGUUCUCGCAACGCCUACUUAAGACCUAUGCGACCACAAGUGAUACCAAGAGCGAGAAGACAAAGGCGACCAAAUCCACCAAGGGCGGGACCAAGAAAACCAAAAAAGCCAAGAAGAGCUCGACAACGAAGCCCAAACCCAAGCCAAGAAAGCAAUUGACUGAGAAGCAAAAGGAAGCCAAGAAGGCACGGGAAUUCAGGGAUCAGAUUAAGGCCCUCAAGGCUACUGCGCUGGAAGCACCAAAGAAACUUCCGGAGCGUGUGUCUAACUUGAUUAUUAUCGAAAAGCUUCAAGAAACGAAGAAGACUCACAAGACCCCGCAAGAGGCGUUCAAAGCUGCUAGUGAGCUCACCAAGACAAUCAGUGAGGAAGAGCGAGAGCGCCUCACCGCAGUUGCAGAGUCCAACAGAAACUCUAAUGAGUCUACAUACAACCAAUGGAUCAAAUCCCACACGCCACUUCAGAUCAAAGAAGCGAAUCUCGCACGAAACAAAUUGACAAGGCUCACGAGCAAGAGGUAUUCCCUUCUUCGGGAUGAGCGAUUGGUUAAGCGUCCUUCCUCUUCCUAUGUCUUCUUCUACCUUGAACGCACUGGUCAGGGCGACUUCAAACACAUGGCCGUCAAGGACAUUAGUGCACGGGUCGCAGAGGAAUGGAAUGGCUUGACGGACACGGAGAAAGAGAAAUACCACAAACUCCAACUCGCCGAUACAGAACGUUAUCUCCGCGAGUAUCAAGAGGUAUACGGCGAGGAGCCGCCAAAGGUUCGAAAGUCCUCCGAGUAAAAGUUUAUAUAAGUAAAGCUUGUAAGCUUUUGCUUUGGUUCAAGGAACAACGGUGACUUUGAGUCUGGAUGAGCCACUGAAGAUGGUCGAUUUUUCCUACAAAUGACAAGUAUUUUUCCUACCAUCAUCCUUCUUUCGUCUGUUUGCGUCUCAGGUGUUCAAGGGUUUAUCUCGAUCAAUUGGUUGCUUGUAUUCUAAAUACGCUGU
Messenger RNA from Aspergillus pseudotamarii, 1470 nucleotides. Its product is annotated as HMG-box domain-containing protein. The record is from RefSeq and is a predicted model, not a curated record. The coding region runs from base 304 to 1263 and encodes 319 amino acids. The transcript is spliced from 3 exons. NCBI's taxonomy places the organism in Eukaryota, Fungi, Ascomycota, Eurotiomycetes, Eurotiales, Aspergillaceae.